Molecule: messenger RNA, 3210 nt
Organism: Alternaria infectoria
Lineage: Eukaryota; Fungi; Ascomycota; Dothideomycetes; Pleosporales; Pleosporaceae
Exons: 5
Coding region: 1-3210 (1069 amino acids)
Biological process (GO): positive regulation of transcription by RNA polymerase II
Cellular component (GO): nucleus
Molecular function (GO): zinc ion binding; DNA-binding transcription factor activity, RNA polymerase II-specific; transcription cis-regulatory region binding
Source: RefSeq, a predicted model, not a curated record
AUGAAAUACUCAUCGCAACCGACCCCGUCAACUCUCGAAAGAGACUUCGGACCAGAAUGGUCCGACCGCCUUCGCACAACUAUCCCCUCUAACUCAGAGCUGAUGAUUGUCGAACAAGAAGCAUGGAAGGAUCAAGCUCAUUGGAGGGACAACGACUCAGGCACCCCGAGACCUGUUGACCCAUGGAGGCUGAUAACUCCACCGGGGACGCCUGGGAAAGAAGAAGGAGAUUUAAGAAAAUUGACGGAAGAUGGCUUCGUACUUGAACAGGAGUACGAUCCUAGAUGGGCGCUUGUCAAAUACGAUUACAACUUCGAAGCUUUCGAAAGAGUCAAAGCGCAUCAACUACGCUGUAGUCUGGAAACGCAAAACUUCGCGAAGAAGAUUGUGUGCUGCACAAACUGCAAGCUCAAAAGACGCAAAUGCGACGAGAACAAACCCACAUGCGGUCGCUGCAGCAGCAGGAACGAAAAAUGCAACUGGGCUUCUCGCCUCACCUUCCGGGCCGAGAACGCUUUAGGUGUCGGGCCUGAGGAAGCGCAUCGCGUGCCAGGGCGACCGCCUGCACGGUUUAGGAUCAAGGAUGUGACGGAGGAGGUUAUACGCGACUAUCAGCAUUACGAUCCAGUAGUGGACGAUCUUGAUACAGCAGAUCAAUUUGACGAUCGGCAGACUCCGACUUCUGGCAACAUAUCGCCAGCUACAGCCGACAACGAGCAGGUACCAUCGCAUCAUGCUCACCCGUAUUGGCAGCAGAACACGCCUUUCUCGGCUACAGAAAGUACUUUGGAUACGCUCCAGUCGACCCAGUAUGUGUCUUUACCCACGACGGGAGAUAUCGAAUCCAUGUGGCACAGUCCCGGCACGACUACGUAUCUAGACGACAGCGUCUUCCUACCAGGCUCAGCGUAUCUCGAUGCGCAUUCCACGUUUCGGAGCCAUUUGAUGCAGGAAGUGAGAUCUAAUGUGCCGACGAGGGAGGUUACACCGGAUGCUGCGCGUAUUGGACUGGGCUGGGGAGGGGUGCAAGAGAAUUACGGAUCGGAUGCAGAUGCAGCGAGGCACAUUGUGGGAACGUCUCUCGACGCCACACCUAUCAAUGAGCCUGAGACUGCAAACAUCUCAACUCCUCAGCUAUCUCCAGAAGAAGACUUCGAACUCUGGAAAAACUGGCUCGAUGAAGUAGCCCCCUGGAUCGAUAAAUUCGACCCAGAGCGCCAUUUCCAACGCACCCUACCCAUCAUGGCGCGCUCACACGACCACUUGCGGUACUCGAUGCUUGCGCUCUCGGCACGCCAAAUAGAGCGGAAGAACAACAGUAAACAUACCUCACGCAGUCUAGCUCUCUACCAAACCGCCAUUCAACUCGUGCUACCGCAACUACACACCCGCAGCACACCGGUCAUAGCAUCAUGCGUCGUGCUAUGUGUACUCGAGAUGCUGAGUAGCUCGGCGAAAGCGUGGCAUCAGCAUCUAGAUGGAUGCGCGCACCUGCUGGAAGCUGUGGGUAUCAAUGGGUUCAGCGGUGGUGUGGAUCAAGCACUGUUUUGGUGCUUUGCUCGCAUGGACGUCUGCGGCGGGCUUAUCGCGUCGUCUAAAACGCUCAUACCGGUUGAGCACUGGGCUUCUUCAGGAAUGGGUCUGGAUGCCGACGUGGACCGUUUCCGUUCUGUGGGCGACUACAACGUCUACGCAUGCGAAUCCGUGUAUCUCAUUGCCCGAAUCCUCGACUUACUGUCUUUCCAUUCCAACCUAGCCGGUCGCGUGGGCGCUACACCACGCUUGUCCACAGACACAGACACCGCAUACACCGCUCGCUGGACUCAACUCUGGCAUCACAUAUCCGCAUGGUACACCACGCGCCCCGCAGAAAUGCUCCCAAUCUCCUCCUUCACCCCACCCACCUCCCCCUUCCCUCGUCUCCUCUACAGCAACCCCGCCGCCAUGUCCGGCAACCAACUCCACCACACCGCCUGCAUCCUUCUCCUCCGCCACAAACCUCCCAACACCACCGUUACACCUAAACCCAACUCAAUCUUCUGGCACGCAAGACAGAUUUGUGGAAUCUCGAUCAGCAAUGAUGAUCAUGCUGCGUGGACGAAUGCGAUUCAGCCGCUGUGGAUUGCGGGACAGUGGAUGAGCCAUGAGACGGGCAUUGGAAUCUGGAUCGCGAUGGUACUGUUCUUCGCUGUUGUCGCGAUAUCCCUCAUCUUUGUCGUUAUCGAAAUUUGGUCCAGGGCAGAUGUCUCUCAAUUCGGCAGCGCCUUCGCGAGCCUCAGAGACAAACCCAACAAGAAGACUCCCGAGAAUCCGAACGCGGAUCCGACAUGGAAAGACAGAGUGCGCGCAGCUGGCCGAACAUUCGUCUUGGGUGUGGCAGACACCCAGACCAUCUUCGUCGGAGCUUUCCUUCUCGGUUUCGCUGGCCGAAGCAAGUGUAAGCUAACAAGCUAUCAUUUCACAGUCGCCGUCAGUCAAAUGAUGAUCGCGCUGUCUGUUCUCACCUUCUCCAUCGCGUUGGUACGGACGUACUGGCGAAACCCCCUUGCAGCCGCUUUUCGACUGUUGCUUUCCGUCGGAGCCUUCAUCGGUGUCGGAUUGACCAUCUUCAGGGAAGCCAACUAUGCUCCGUAUGGCGCACUCAAGCAUUCGAGCAGAGACAGCGCUAUCCUGCUCCCAGUAGCAUGUAUGCUAGAAAUGGACCUGCGAUCGGCAGCAGAAGAGCAAGCGCGUCAGAACAAAGCCAAUCUUGGUUUCGGAAACGCAACAGCCUGGCCACCCGAAAGAUUCAUGUACAUCGUCCUCGGCGUCGCUUUCCUCGCCGCCCACAUCUCAGUCCCCAUCCGUUUUGCGGAAUCCAAGGACCGCGCACCGAAAGUCUGGACGGAGAAGCGCGCAUUUGUUACCUUGAUCUACUGGAUUCUGGUGUUGCUCACGCCCAUCGUGACGUCGGUGUUUUGCUGGUUCCGCGUGUACACAAUGCGCGAGUGGGUGGCUGGUUCAGGAUGGAUGGAGGAUCCGAAUACGGAGAUGAUAGUGUGGGACUCGGGGCAGUUGAUUGCGAUGGGCGUGCUUAUUACGGUUAUCAUGAACGUGCUUACCGAGGCGAUGGAGAGGGAGAAGAAAGACGCGAAGAAGAGGAGUGACGGGAUGGAUGGAGAGGCUGGAGUAGAGUUGCUGCCGACUGCGUAUCGUGGCUAUGAGUAUUAG